AUGCAAAGCUCAUACGCGUCUAUAGAGAUAGGCCAUAGGGAUAGUCGUGAAAGGUCAACUUCACUUACUACUGGUUCAUCCGCUUAUCUACCUGCUUCUUUGGUGCAAAACAUACUCGGUUGUCAAGCUCAGGCUUUAGAAGCUAUAUCCGACCAAGCUAAGGCUAACAAAGUCAUACAACAAGAGAAUUCCGCUCUUAGGCAACGUAUCGAACAUUUAGAAAAUCAAUUGUGGUCUCUGAAAAAAAAAAAAUCACUACGAAACAUAGAUAAUGGUGAUGAUAUUAUCUCGGAGGAUAUAGAUGUUGACAAAAAACUUGAUGUUAUGGAAAUUGAAAAGGAAAAUUAUGAUGACUUUCCCGCUCCUGUAUUAACAGCUGUUAAUACAUGUGCUAAUGAACAAUCUCCUUCCUCGGCGAGUAAUAAUAACCUCUCCCAAAUUAUUCAAGAAUUGGAAAAAAAACAUCAAAAAGAACUUGAUAAUUCGAAUAAAGAGUGGAGCGAAAAAUAUUCCGAACUCCAAAAAAAAUAUGAUCAACAAUUGAAAGACUAUCAAGCUUUAAAAGACCAUUACCAGAAAAGAUCCUCUGAAUGGAAGCUUACAAGGCAAUGGCUUGAAGACGCCAAAAGACGUCAACGAGCUCAAAAAGGAAAAUCGGAUAAUAAUCAAAAAGCAUCAGCUCCAAAUACGAGCAAAGUUUUAUCUAGUGGUAGUAGUUCAAGCGUGACAGAUCAAACCAAUCUAGAUCAUGAUAAUGCCGAAAUUCUAAAACGACAAAAGGAUGUCGACUUUGGUCCACUUGAUGGUACAAACGCCGAAUAUCCACUUGAUGGUACAAACGCCGAACAUCCAAUUGAUGGUAUAAACGCCGAACAUCAAAUUGAUGGUACAAACGCCGAACAUCCAAUUGAUAUUGAUGAUUAUGACGAUAAUUUAUUUCUUUCUGAGGAUGAUGACCAAUCUCCGAGUAAGAAAAGACCUGCUGAUGUGGUUAUUAAACAAGAACAGGAUGAUUCUAAUAUACUCCCGUCAUUGGAAAAUAAACCACAUAAACGAUGGAAACAUUCAUCUAGUAGAAAGGAUCGGUACUCAUCGGACAAUGAUAUAGUUAAUACCCCACAUAAAGACUAUCUUGAUCCUCUCAUAGAUGAUAAUGCGAACAAUCAGCCGGCUGCUUCGGAAAGAAUCAGUAAUGAUGGCGAAGAUGGUCCUAUGCUACUCACCCCAAUUACUCCGCAUAACAUUAAAAAUAAAAAUACGUCGCAUCGUUCUGCUUUCAGUCCUAAUUUAGCAGAAACUACUAUUAGGUUUAAUGAGACUGUACGAAAACAGAGUGAACGUCGGCAGUUACAGGGUGAAGAUUGUCGUGAUUGUCGUCGAGUAAGUGAUCAUGGUCCAAUGCCAAUUCCCGAUGCUACUGGAUUAAAUCGUUGUGGACAUACGAAUCAAGAACAAAGUGCAGAAUUACUAAUGGAAGCUCGAUUACAAUAUACUUCUAAACAUCGAACAAAGUAUAGUCGAGCACCUACUCCUCCUGGAUUCUGGAGAGUUGGUUUUCCAACAUCCCAAGAAUUGGCAGAAACAAACGAACAAUCCGUACUGUACGAAAAAUCGAGAGAAGACCAAAAGAGAAAAGACGAUGAGUACCUUAAGAAUCGUGAGCACAAAUGGGAUAGGAUAUAA
This is a messenger RNA of Cetraspora pellucida, 1683 nucleotides long. Lineage: Eukaryota; Fungi; Glomeromycota; Glomeromycetes; Diversisporales; Gigasporaceae. The record is from the annotation of a GenBank genome assembly.